This is a messenger RNA of Coregonus clupeaformis (lake whitefish), 1122 nucleotides long. Its product is annotated as gasdermin-E-like. Bases 57 to 998 code for a protein of 313 amino acids. Gene Ontology annotation, cellular component: cytoplasm. The transcript is spliced from 7 exons. Lineage: Eukaryota; Metazoa; Chordata; Actinopteri; Salmoniformes; Salmonidae. The record is from RefSeq and is a predicted model, not a curated record. Gene Ontology annotation, biological process: programmed cell death.
UCAAGCAGACCCGUGUGAAUCCCAGGGCAGUGUUAGGCGUCUUGACGGAGAGGAUUAUGACGUCACUACCUUGCCCCGUCACAACCAAAGUCCGGAAGCGCGGCAAUGUAGGAGCCAACAUGAGCGCCUGUGUGGCCCUGAGCGGGAAGGCCUCUAUGAAGCAGAGCGGCAGUACUCAGACAGAUAGUGAUGUGUCACUGGUUAUUCCUGCAAAUACUGUCAUGGCCUACAGUCUGAUUGACCUCUACGUCAAAUGCAAUGGACAGUUUGAGCUGUGCCUCAUUCACAAAAAUGGGGGCUUUGAAAUGGAUAAGUCAAAUUAUGAGUUUGAAGAGGAUGGAAUUAUGGACCUGGGAGGCGACUUUGAUGUCAACAGCCCCCUAAAUCUGAAGAAAGAACUGGAGAAACUGAGUGGUCAUUUCCAGCUGCUGUCAGCCCUGCCAGCAGCCACACGUUCCUCUCUGCUCCAGCUCCUCAAGACAACCAUGGAGGAUGGAGAGGCAGUCAGUGUGCUGGAGAGUGUGCUGGAUCGGACGUGUGAUGGUGAGACUCCUGACCUGGGUGAUCUGGAAGAGUCUGAGAGGAAGACAGUCCAGGCCAUACUGGAUCUUGUAGACCAAUGUGUUGGGAAGGAUGAGGACGAGUUCAGAUCCUCACUUCUCACUGCCAUCCACCUCAUUGUCAGUGCCAUGGACGGAAUGACAGAUGAGGGUCUCUCUGUGUUGGGAUCAUGUUGCAGUCCUCCAGUCUUACAGGCCCUGCAGAUCCUGGUGCAGCAUGUGGCAGCAGGGAGUGGGGAGACCCUCUCUCUGAGAGAUGCAGGUCUGGCUGUUCUGACUGAGGAGGAGGUGUUUUGGAGGACAGAGAGUCUCUUUGGUCACUCUAAAGUUACACUGAAGAGAGAGGAGGACACACUGAGAACAGAGAUGAAGGACCAGCCUGGAUACCUUCCUCUUGUCAUGAGUAUCACUGUGAAAGGCCUGGCUUCUUUAGUGUAAGCUGAGAGAGAGUGAGUGAGUGAGCUAGAAAAUCAUGUUUGAACUAAUAUACUCACGAUUCCAUUCCAUGUGUUACUCUUGCACUAGUUGAGCUAAAGAACUAGUGAACAACAAUGUAUGUAUC